UUCUUUCUUUCUUUCUUUCUUUCUUUCUAUCUUUCUUUCUUCCCUUCUUACCUUCUUACGUUAAUUUUUUAUGCCAUUCUUACUUUUGCCCGAACUUUCUUUCUUGCCCUACUGUUUCACCCAGACGUGUCCGCUCACUUUACUCAAUCAUGUUAAACGGGACAUUUGCUUGUUUUUCGUUGAUCACAGCGUGUCCGACACACAAUGAGCGAGGAGUAAAGGAGAAGGGGAACGGGUCAAAUGGCAUGUUGGCCGAUCGUUUAUGUGUUCCCCUAGAGGGAUAUAGCCUGGGCCGGGCGCUCUGGACCUUUUUACAUUCUUCAGUUAAGAGAGUUUCCGUUGUUAAAGUCGUACUAAGCAGAGACGUUUCCCAGGGUUUCUCUCACAUGUUUACCUGCGGUCUGACAUGUGGGUGUUUAACCGCCCUCCUGGUCUCUGCUGCCUCUCUCCUGGGACCUGAAUACCAAGGGUUUAUGCUUUAGUGCCCUCUAAAAAAUCACAAGAUCACCUCCAUAUUUACAUAUACCUUCCAAACCUUAGCUAUAAGUUUAUACAAACCUCAUAUAUUGUAGGGUGAGUCUUCUGAAUGUAGUUUGGUACCUGGUCUUUGGCUUUUUAACCUCAUGUAUAAUUGUACUUUAUACAUAUAUGUAUAUAAAUCUAUACAUAUAUAUAUAUCAUAUGAUUAUAUAUAUAUAUAUAUAUAUAUGGGUACAUAAGAAUAUUCAAGUCAUAAUUCAGUUCUAAAGCCCAAAUUUACCCCGGAGGAAAUACAAAGCAAUAAAUAAGUAUGUAGAGAAAUACCUCACCCUAACUUUAAGUCUAUAUCAUGAAGAUUUAACAUACAUCCAGCUAUUGGCGAUGAAAACUUUCUUCUAACAGCUGGCUGUAGUAUAAGGAUAAUUUACAUCUUUGACUCUGAUCCAUUCAUUCCAAUACAAAGUCAAACACUUGAGUGCUAGUUUUAGAAGCCAUAUCUCUUGGCAAUUAUAAGUAAUAGCAUCUGGUAUUUAUCAAGCAGUACUUCAAAUUCCUCAGCCUUGCUGUGGUUUGAAGCAAUGAUCCGCAAACCUUUAAAGGAACUCCACUUAGCAGAGAAUGUAAAUAGUGCAACACAGCACAUUUUCUCUGAUUGGUGCAAAUAAGUUUUUCUAAACCAAUCCUACAAUAUCACAAAAUAAAUAUUUUGUGUGUUUAUAUACACUCAGGGAUACAUGGCCAUAAAGGGUCUAAUGGCUUCCUUAGAAGACCAGUCAUUUAGAGGAAGGGAAUAACAUCAAAACGUCCGCCAUCUUGAAAUGAUUCAGAGGUGUGUGGGCGUUUGGCAGAACGUAGUCAUUAGCGGAUUCCAUUCAUUUUAUUUAUUUUUAUUUAUUUUGUCUGUUGCAACUCUUUCUCUCUCUUCCUUUCUCCCUUUGUGUGUGUGUGUGUGUGUGUGUGUGUGUGUUUGCGCACAUUUACAGACAGACAGACACAAUUAAAUACACAAAAAUAGCAUUUGCCGGUUUUAGCAAGACAAGCAAAUGUAAAACACACACAUACAACCACAAUAAACCCAGCACAAAAAUCGAUUAUGUUUGUUUUUGGCAAAGCUCACUUAUUAUAUACAAAACCAACCAACACAAAUGUAAACAACCCCAUGUAGUGCAAAGCCUCAGUUCCACUCACAUGAAUGUCCAAAAUCCUCACCAUUUUCACAUCUGCAAAUGUUUUCCCUCAUCCAUUAUUCCAUUGACCGCCAUAUGACCAUCUCCCAAGGCCUCCACCGCUCCACGAGAACCAGAAAGCACCGUUCAAGCCCCCCUAAUCCCCCUCAUCAUCCAUUACACUGCCCUGCAGCACAGGGCCCACUCUCAGUAUGCCAGCCCCUGUUUAUAAUGAAUCUAUGAGCGACAAAUGGACAGAGAGCGAUGAAACAGAGAUGGGGGAGACUAAUAAUAGCAUCCAUUUACCAGAGAGAGAGAGAGACAAUACGAAAGAGAGACAAUAGGAGAGAGUGACAAUAGGAGGUGCAGUUAAAUAGGCGGACCCAUCCAAUCUUUGUCUCAUCUCCUCCCUGCAUCUCACUCUCUGCCUCAUGGUCCGUCCAAACUCUUUGUCUUCCCGUCUAGUUGUGUGUGAAAUCGCAUCACGAUGCCUGAACAAAUGCAAGAGAGGAAAUCCAAGAUCUCAGCUUCAAGGAAGCUGAUGCUCAAGAGUCUGAUGGUGGCAAAAGCUAAGGAGGAGCUGGAGCAGGAGGUCAUGGUCAAGGAGGAUGAAAAGGACAAGUACCUGUCAGAGAGAGCUCCUCCACUUCAAACGAGUGGCAUGACCAUCGGCCAGCUACAGGACUUGUGCCGAGAGCUUCACUCCAAGAUAGAUGAGGUGGAUGAAGAGCGCUACGACAUUGAGGCCAAAGUCAUGCUCAACACUCGGGAGAUCAAGGACCUGAACAUCAAAGUGCUGGACCUGAGGGGCAAGUUCAAGAGGCCCAGCCUGAGGCGUGUCCGGGUGUCGGCCGACGCCAUCCUGCGCUCCCUGCUGGGCUCCAAGCACAAGGUGUCCAUGGACCUCAGGGCCAACCUCAAGUCUGUGAAGAAGGAGGACACUGAGAAGAGGCCGGUGGAGGACAGUGACUGGAGGAAGAACGUGGAGGCCAUGUCAGGGAUGGAGGGCAGGAAGAAAAUGUUUGAUGCUGCCAGUGGCCCCGCCCAGUGAGGGACCAGCCAAUCAGAAGGGAAGGAUGUUGGUUUUAUACAACACAUGGCUGACUGGAAGAGUGACUGACGAAUAGAACUCAGCAGAUCCAUGACCCUCUUUUUGAAUUUUCCAAACCUAUUUGUUUUAUUUAGUGCUAUUUACAGGAGAAGUGAACACUGAACUAAGAUGAUUUCCAACCAGAGGGUAGUCAUAUAUAUGUGAGCGAUGUCAGUCUAAUAUUAGCAGUCAUUGUUUGAAAUAUGAGAAUUCCUUUUUUCUGUUCUUGUUUUUGUUAUUUAAGAAAGAUCCAACUUGCUUUUACUGUAAUGAUCAAGUUUGUAGUUGCACAUUGUAAUGGAAAUGUGUGAGUUUCAAUAUGUGCAUCUCCACUGAUGCCAAAAUAAAAAAAGGUCAAAAGGAUCAAA
Molecule: messenger RNA, 3104 nt
Organism: Gadus morhua (Atlantic cod)
Lineage: Eukaryota; Metazoa; Chordata; Actinopteri; Gadiformes; Gadidae
Gene: tnni1a
Product: troponin I type 1a (skeletal, slow)
Exons: 8
Coding region: 2134-2697 (187 amino acids)
Biological process (GO): skeletal muscle contraction; cardiac muscle contraction
Cellular component (GO): troponin complex
Source: RefSeq, a predicted model, not a curated record